AUGUCUCUCCUCGGAAAGAAGUUCCCCGGCGCCAUGGCCAAGCCUCUGACUCCCUUCUUCGCUGCCGGCCUCAUUGUGCUCUACGGCGUCAACUCUCUCCAGAACGCUCUGUCCAACACCGCCGAGUUCCAGAACGAUCCUCGCAACCCCAACGCCAAGCCCGCUGGCAAGGCUGGCCACUAA
This is a messenger RNA of Penicillium paradoxum, 183 nucleotides long. Its product is annotated as F1F0 ATP synthase subunit i. Gene Ontology annotation, molecular function: proton transmembrane transporter activity. The transcript is spliced from 4 exons. The coding region runs from base 1 to 183 and encodes 60 amino acids. NCBI's taxonomy places the organism in Eukaryota, Fungi, Ascomycota, Eurotiomycetes, Eurotiales, Aspergillaceae. The record is from RefSeq and is a predicted model, not a curated record. Gene Ontology annotation, biological process: proton motive force-driven ATP synthesis.